GUGAUUUUGUGUAAUAAUGUCUUUCCACAAACUAUGUUCUCUGUGCACUAUUCCUCAAAAUGCCCCACCAAUCAACAGCCAAGAAAGUCGCCGUGGUAGGUGCCGGCGCAGCCGGAUUGGUGGCUGCGCGUGAGCUCAGAAAGGAAGGUCACGAUGUAAUGGUGUUCGAGCGCGGAACCCAGUUGGGCGGGAGCUGGGUUUACUCGUCUGAGGUCGAGUCUGACCCGCUCGGACUCGACCCAACUCGGAAAAUCGUUGAGUCAAGCCUUUAUGCUUCUCUCCGAACUAAUCUUCCUAGAGAAGUCAUGGGUUUUCGUGAUUUUCCCUUUGUUCCUUCUGGAAAACCCGACAGAGAUUCACGAAGGUUUCCAGCUCAUCAGGAGGUGCUGAGAUAUUUAGAGGAUUUUGCUUGUGAGUUUGGACUGAAUGAAUUAAUCUGUUGCCAGACAGAGGUGACAUAUGUUGGGUUGGAGACGGAUGGAAAGUGGAUGGUGAAAUCUAGGAGGAUUGGUGGAGCUGAGGGCUGCCAAGUGACCGGAACUUAUGAUGCUGUGGUAGUCUGCAGUGGACAUUACACUGAACCACGAGUUGCUGAUAAUAUUCCUGGCAUUGACCUUUGGCCAGGGAGGCAAAUUCAUAGCCACAAUUAUCGUACUCCAGGACCCUAUCAAGAUCAAGUUGUAGUUUUGAUAGGGCUUUCUGUUAGUGCUCUUGAUAUCUCUAGGGACAUUGCUGUAUCAGCCAAAGAAGUCCACAUAACAACUAGGUCUGAAGCAGCAGGAAAAUUGGGCAAAUUUGGAAAGCAUCCUAUUUAUGAUAACUUGUGGCUCCAUUCAAUGAUAGAAAAAGCCCAUGAAGAUGGUAGAGUAUCGUUUCAAGAUGGGAGUGAAGUCCUUGCAAAUGUCAUUCUCCAUUGCACCGGGUACAAGCAACAUUACCCUUUUCUUCAUACCAGUGGUGCUGUGAGCGUUGAUGAUAAUCGUGUGGGGCCGCUGUUCAAGCAUGUGUUUCCUCCUGCAUUAGCACCAGGUCUCUCCUUCGUUGGUGUCCCUUCAUUUGUUGUCCCUUUCUUCCUUUUUGAACUUCAAAGUAAGUGGAUAACAGGCAUAUUAUCCGGGCGGAUAUCACUUCCAUCUGAAGAAAAGAUGAUGGAAGACAUAGAAGCCUUCUACUCAAAAUUGGAAGUUGAGGGAGUUCCAAAGCGCUACACACAUCAGAUCCAUGAUAUAAAGAAACUCUUUGUGCCAUUUGAGUAUGAGGAUUGGCUUGCUGCAGAAUCAGGCUGCCCUCCCCCUGAGGAGUGGAGGAAGAAUAUGUUUUAUGGCACAAUCGUCCGCACACUUAAUCAACCAGCGACUUGUCUUGAUGAAUGGGUCGAUGAAGACUUGGUUCUGCAAGCGCAUCAAGAUUUUAUGCAAUACUUGUCUGCUGCAGUUGCUGCUUCAGCACUAUGAUUGUAAACAUUGAUUCAUUGUGAAAAAUUAUAUCUGCCUAGAAGCGAAAAGCACAGAAAAGAGAAUUACUGCUGUCACAGACACAGUUGUGUAUUGCUGAUUUGCUGCAAUUGGGGUUGUAUUAAUAAAAUAUUAUUCACUUUCUUUAA
This is a messenger RNA of Spinacia oleracea (spinach), 1603 nucleotides long. Its product is annotated as flavin-containing monooxygenase FMO GS-OX-like 4. The transcript has 8 exons. The record is from RefSeq and is a predicted model, not a curated record. Bases 60 to 1454 code for a protein of 464 amino acids. NCBI's taxonomy places the organism in Eukaryota, Viridiplantae, Streptophyta, Magnoliopsida, Caryophyllales, Amaranthaceae. Gene Ontology annotation, molecular function: flavin adenine dinucleotide binding; NADP binding; N,N-dimethylaniline monooxygenase activity.